AUGAAAGCUCCUACACGCAACAGUAAUGACCCAACUGAUAUAAGCAAAGUAAAAGAUCUGAUAAUCGUAGAUGAACACAGAUGGAAUGAAAAAAAGCUGCAGCAACACUUCACCCAGUCUGAAGUCAUGAAGAUUAUGGAGAUUCAUCUUUCAUCAACGGAAACCAACUCAAGGGACAAACUGUUAUGGACACCUCACCCAUCAUGUGAUUUUUCGGCCAAAUCCUACCUCCGAAUGUUAGCAGACAGACAACCAUCUACAUCUACUAGAUCUGAUUUCCCAUGGAAGAGGUUAUGGAAGCUAAAUAAAAUUACUCCUAAAAUGCAGAUGUUCAUUUGGAGAAUUCUGAAGAAUGGCUUAGCUGUUGGAAGUAACAUGCAGAAACACAUCAAAGGAAUAAACAGUGAGUACAAACUGUGUAACAACGAAACUGAAACAAUCGAUCAUCUUUUUAUUCACUGUCAGGCAACACAAGCGGCUCUAUUUGCUUCCCCCAUGAAUCUCAGGACUGGGCUGAGACCAACUGACAUUGUUCAAGAAUGCAUUUCAAGCUGGCUUAAGGAAGGUGGUGAUUACUCUAAAAUGAGAAUGGGAGCUUGUAUGUUCUGGGCAAUAUGGAAAACCAGAAACAACAUCAUUUUCAAUAAGGGAAAGUUUGAUAUACAUGCCAUCAUCAAAGAAAACGUGUGGGAACCUCCUAAAUCCAACACGAUCAAGAUCAAUUUCGAUGGGGAUGCUGGAAUUAAAGGCUUUGCGUAUGGUGCUAUUGCAAGAGAUUACAAGGCAGGGUUCCAAGGCUAUCAGAGUCGUGAGAUUAUCUUCACUAAUGCAGUGGAGGCAGAGGCAUAUGGGGCUUUAUUAGGUACAGAAAUGGCAGUCAGACAGGGACGGCGAGAUGUUGUGAUCGAAGGCGACGCGUUAAAUAUAAUCAAUACGCUAAAGUGCCCACACCUACCAUACCCAUGGCGCAUCCAGUACACAGUUAGCAGAAUCAGGGACUGA
Molecule: messenger RNA, 1002 nt
Organism: Papaver somniferum (opium poppy)
Lineage: Eukaryota; Viridiplantae; Streptophyta; Magnoliopsida; Ranunculales; Papaveraceae
Exons: 2
Coding region: 1-1002 (333 amino acids)
Source: RefSeq, a predicted model, not a curated record